This is a messenger RNA of Colletotrichum costaricense, 429 nucleotides long. RefSeq lists its product as uncharacterized. The record is from RefSeq and is a predicted model, not a curated record. The transcript is spliced from 2 exons. NCBI's taxonomy places the organism in Eukaryota, Fungi, Ascomycota, Sordariomycetes, Glomerellales, Glomerellaceae. The annotation marks the transcript as partial.
UUGCGCGAGCUUGAAGAGGGUUACAAACUCUCACCGUACCAGCCGUCGGAAGCCCCGGCCGUCUUUGCUCGGCGCGAUGCCAUUGGCCUUCGACUUCUGCUCUAUUUUCUGCUUUUCCUGAGCUUUGGUGUGGGAUGUUGGUGUAAGCAUGAAGGCGAAAGUGACUUAUCGACCCCGGCUGGUCACCGUAUUGCCAAUCCAGCAAGUAUGGAGAUAUCAAACACGAUACCUACUGAGAGACAGUGGCAACCCCGCGCCGGCUUGAAGGGAUACAGAGCUGGUACAACAUCGGAAGGACCCUGCGAUGAUGCAGGCUUUGUCCAGACUUUCCGCACGACACUGCGUUCCUUCACCGGCUCCUGCAAAGACAGGCGCAAAAUUUUUGAUACGGGAAGGCGGGAGAUAUCAGAGAAAGUUGGACAUGUAUAG